Messenger RNA from Spinacia oleracea (spinach), 3189 nucleotides. RefSeq lists its product as uncharacterized. The transcript has 13 exons. The record is from RefSeq and is a predicted model, not a curated record. The coding region runs from base 911 to 2980 and encodes 689 amino acids. NCBI's taxonomy places the organism in Eukaryota, Viridiplantae, Streptophyta, Magnoliopsida, Caryophyllales, Amaranthaceae.
AAAAAAAAGAAAAUGAUGAGUGAGAAAGUGGGUAGAGAGAGAGGGAUUGAGAUUUUUUUUGCACAUGGUUAACAAUGGUCUAAGUACAACGCAACGAUCACACAGAACCAUGGUGGUUCAGGAAAUCUACGUACGUGUUGCCACCGAGAAUCCUUGUAGUGUCACCUAAUUCUCGUGUGAUCUCCACGUGGUAAGAUGUAAAUUCAAACAAACAAAAAAUAUUCAACCAAAACAAAUUCAAAACGUAGUGCCAAUGUUAUAGAAAAAGCUUGACCUCUACUUGGUUAAUGAGAGGUGCCUCGAAAACCGAUUCACUUCUUUAUAGAAGCCUUUGUCUUUACACCCGAACUUUGAAAAAGUUUUGGAUGAGAGCUUUUGAGAAAUAGUUUAAUAUUUUGUUAUAUUUGAACCGAUUCAAAAGCGAUAUAAUUUUCCCAUUCAAGUCCCCAUACAUUAAAAAAUGCACAAUUCUGAUCCAACCAAUCUUGUUCUAGUCCAAUUUUAAACAGGUGCAUACACUUUAUUAACAUGGGGUGUGUAAAAUUAGUAUACACAUCGUUACGUGCACAUUAAAAUUGAGACGUAGCCCGGCAUACACGUCUACAUGUGAUUUUUAUUGUACCAUGAGUUCUUGGCGGUUACUCCGUAUGAUUAAUUUUAUUUAAAAAUAUUUCCCCUAAAAAGAAACACAAUUUUAAUCGGGUCAAAUAUAUUACGGUCAAGGCAGUAAACGACGUCGUCGACCACUCUCACGAGUCUCGUCUCAUCGAGUCAUUAAACGCAAUUGAGUCAAUGACCUAGAGUAACUACAUAAUUUCCCGCGCAAAUCCAACACUCCGGCUGCCGAAACUCCAAAAUCACCCUCUCUAUCUCUCACAGUUAUCAAUUCCUUCCAUUUCCCCAAGCUUCGAUGCAUUCAUCCAUUAAUGGCGUCGCAGAAGAACCUUCGGCCAUGGAUUUAGACGAUGAGCAGCUUGAAUUCCAAGCAAUUGCAGAAAACAAGCACGAAGAUCAAGACGAAAUCGAUCCAUUCAUCAAAUUCAUCAAUUACGCAAGCUCGAUUAUCUCUCCUCAACCGGACGAUGUAGACGAAGAUGGAGAGCCGUCUUCUGAUACGGAGGAGAGAGAAAGAGAAGGGCCUGGGUGGAGUUGGAUAGCUUCUCGUGUACUCAAGACCUGUAUUUCUUAUUCCAGUGGAGUUACUUCCGCUAUUCUCCUCUCUGAGCUCUCUCAGGCGUGGAAUGAACAGAGGAAGACCAACGCGCCUAGGAAGAGGCCAGAUUGCAUCAAUCAACUGAAGAAGAAGCACAAGAGAGUGAAGCUGCCGAGUACUGUCACAAUAGAUACUAUAUACGAGAAGAACUUUUUGUCACUGAAUAGUGUUUUAGAAGCUGUGGUUGUUGACACCUUUGUUCUGCCAGGCACUAACAUCAACAUGAUUACUUUGGGUGAUUUUUGGAGCUCAAAUACCAUUGAUCUUUAUCUCCAUAGAAGAUAUUAUGAUCUGGUAUCUCUUCAUAAUGGGAUUUUAAGGAAAGGAAGGGAAGUCUUUCUCACGGGGUGCUAUCUUCGGAGUGCUAAUGAAGGAUCUGGCCAUCCUCGACUUUUGCCAACAGAAUAUCUGGUGAUACUGUUGGAUGAGGAGCAAGACGAUGAUGCCAUGCUACUGGGAGCUCAAUUUUGUACAGACUCAUUUUCCUCUAUUUCCCUGGAUGGUGCAAAUGAAGGGGUAUCUUAUUCAUUAUACGCCAGGAUUGAUUCCAUAGGUUCUCUGGAUAUUCUGGAGAAGUUUGGAGGUAUACAGAGGAAGCAAAUUAGGUUAAUUGAUAAUGAUUGCUCUGAGAUGGAUUUCCUUCUAUGGGGUGAUCAAGUUGUGCUGGCUAAUCUCUUUAGUGUUGGAAGUAUGCUUGCAAUUGAUAGACCAUUCAUUACAAGUUCUUCGGUGACUGAUGUUGAGACAUGUGGAAAUGUUUGUCUUGAAUAUGGUAGUGGAACUCAGUUAUAUCUAGUUCCAUUUGUACGGCAAGGGGAACAGGUAUGUCUAGGAUUGACACCAAAUCGACUACGAGGAUCGAAGCUUGCAACAGCUUCCUGUCCUACUCAAGGCCCUAAAGCCUCCCAAAUGACUCUGCCAUGUGAUCCUCAAGGCUCUGUCGAUUUUAGUAAUUAUCCUAUCCAGUCUUAUAUAAUUGAUCUGCAUGAGAAGAUGACUGGAAUAAGCAUCUACGGUGCAGCUAUGGACAUCUUCCGAGAAGCAAAUACUGCAAAACCAAUCUUUAAUUUGAAAAUUCAAGAUCCAACCGGAGCUAUAUGCGUAAAGCUGCAUUUUAUUGAAUCUUGGUCUUUGGGGAGAUUAAGCCUUGGUCACACUGUGUACAUUUCUGGUUUGACAUGCACCAUGACAAAACAUAAGCGUCUAGAAGCACUAUGGUUUGAGAAUGGUCCUGGAACUUCCUUUGUCAACCUUAGUUGUUUGCCUGCAGUCCUGAACUCACCUUGUCUCCACAAGCCAUCCUUCCUUGCUGACAUAUCAAGGCAUAAAUCUGGUACACAUCAGAUUUGCAGAGUGUGGCUUGACCAAAUUGAACACUGUCAUGUUAACACAAGGUUAGCACAUGUUUCUUGUGGUCAUUUUGUCAAGACAACCACAUCUGGUUAUGUGGAAUGCGAAUUUUGUUGCUGCAGCUGUGAGACGAAAACAAGACGCACUUUCCAUGUAAAGAUAACUUUGGCGGAUGAGACUGGUAAAGUCUUUGCAUGGUGUACUGGUCAAACUGCUAUUGAACUACUGCAGAUAUCUCCAGAUGAGUUCUAUGAAUUACCUGAGGAGGAACAAGUUAUGUACCCAUGUUCGCUUGAAAAUGAACAAUACAUGGUAGCAAUUGUGAACUGUGGGCAGCAGGAAACCGUCUUCAAAGAGUGUGUGACUGCAGAAAAUGAUGCGAUCCCUUGGGAGAUUACCCGUGCCCUUAAAUUAUGAAAUUACAACCUUUAACUGUAUAUUCAUCAGCAUAAGCUCUGAAACUUUUCAUUGAAUCUUAUAUCCAUUGCUCACAAAUAUCUGAAGGCAUUCAGUAAAUAUAAUAUUCGUAGAAGCAAUGAGAUGAUAGCAUGUAUUUGUAUCCAGAAUUUUACUAUAAAUGCAAAAUUUGUAUGGUAAGCCAAUGAUUCAUAUGUAUGGCAGCUCUA